ACCCAACCCAAAAUUUGUCCAUUCAAGCACAACAAACCCCCACUCCCCUAAAACAGAGCAGCACAUUCCUCUCCUCUCCAUCCUGCAACAACCUGGAGGAGAGAGCGCGCAACUACAUCCCUGCCUCCUCCUCCUCCUCCUCCUCCUCUUCACAGCGUUGGUCGCCAUCCAUCCCCUCUCCUCCUGUACCAUAACAGAUGGUGGGAACAACAUAGCAUCCACCGGGCACCACAACAAUAGACCGCAGCAUCCAGUCCGGACACCCCUGGCCUCGCACCAUCAUGCUCCUCGUGCAGGAUUGCGCGCGGCUUUGAGUGCCGUCGUGAUUCAUUUCACGCGGUACCACCAUCCACCAACACCACGGCCACGGAGGAACCUUCUUACGACUGUUUGGGCUCUCCAUCGAGCGGGGGAAGAUGGCCGCUAUGAAAAUAUUAACAGGCACAGGGCUCUUCUUGGCGUUCUGUGCGCUGGGGCUGCUCGCCAUGGCGAUCUGCACCGAUUAUUGGUACGAGACGGACGCGCGGAGGCAUCGAGAGAGGUGUAAAAACUAUGCCAACAAGCGGAACGACCCGGGCUACAUCUACAUUUCCAACCACAACCUGCCCCUCCAGAUGCCUCCUAAGAGCCUGGAGAGGAAAGGUAACGGCCCAGAUGCUGUGGCUCUCAUCCGGGGGAAGCGGCACUUCCUGGCCGCAGCGUCCGCUAUGGAGUCUCACUGCAACCGGCAGUUUAACUCCACUAUCUCCGGGCUGUGGAGGAAGUGUCACCGUGAGGGCUUCGACCUGGAGACCGAGGACCUUAUUUAUAAAGGAAUCAUUCAAAGAUGUACCCCAGUCAAGUAUCACUACACUUCGUCCAUCCUACCGAGAAAUUUACCCGUCAAUAUCACAAAGACCAUACGACAGGACGAGUGGCACGCACUCCAUCUAAGAAGAAUGACGGCCGGCUUUGUGGGCAUGGCCGUGUCCAUCAUUCUCUUUGGCUGGAUCAUUGGAGUGCUGGGAUGCUGCCAGCAGCAUGACCUCAUGCAAUAUGUAGCUGGGCUACUCUUUCUCAUGGGAGGAACAUGCUGCAUCAUCUCCCUGUGCACAUGUGUGGCAGGAAUCAACUUUGAGUUGUCCCGCUACCCCCGCUACAUGUACGGCCUCCCUGAGGACAUUAGCCAUGGCUAUGGCUGGUCCAUGUUUUGUGCCUGGGGGGGCCUCGGCCUCACGUUGCUGGCCGGCUUCCUCUGCACCUUGGCCCCCUCUCUGAGCACGCCGACUCGCACGACGACCCACAAGCCGAGGCAGGAGAACGGAACCGUGUGACGGCGGCGUGGUGAAGCGACUGACCCACAGAGAACGCACAAAGCACACCCUUCCAACCUUGAUGUUUGACUCUGAAACAGUUUUAUGUCUGAUCACCACUCACACCACCCUCAACAUCGCCAUCCCCCCCGUCAGUGUUCAGUGUGCCUGAGGAGGAGCAGAGCAACAACACACACCUGAUCUUGGACCUCCAGAAACACAAAGAGUCACACCUGCAGUGAUGUUUGGCUGAGGCACAGCGCUCAUAGCACAAAUAAGAUGUUUUCUUUUGGUUCUGAUGUUUUUGACAUGCUGACUUUUUGGCAAUCUUGAGGUGACUGUUUUCUCUGAAGAGAAUUUGUCAUAAAAAUGGUGCUCUCUUUAACACAUACACUCCCACACACUGACACACACAUACACACACACACCAGCACACACUCAAUUAAUAUGAAUGAAUCAUGGGAGCAAUCCUCCAAAAGAAACAAACAAGCAAAACAUCAGGCCAGAGCAUCAUGUCAGCAUUCCUCUCUCAGUCAAGUGAUGUGUGCUGUGUUCUUGUUCGUAAUGAGAAAAAAAAAUUCUGGCGUUGACAGCGCGUUGCUUAUCUUUAGUGUAGCACACUAACUGAUAUGAAACACGAGCCCUGAGGGGAACAUCUGCAGCCUCUUUAGAGCACAAAGUGCAUCAGGCUGAGUGGUCAGUAUAGGAUAAAAUACACAGAAGUACAUUUGCAUUGAAAAGCAAAACGUUCUUUAAAGAUUCUCUAUGUACAAAAGCAUCUCAGUGUAGAUCCAGAUCAUUGUUUGUGUAAAGUAGAUUUUGAAUAAGAGUGUUUGUUUUUCUGUUUGUUGAGAGGUGAUGAGGGCCGACAGCGUGGAGAGGAUUCAAUUGCAGGAUGGUGCUUGCAGCAUGAAUCCAUUAAAGGUUUCAGCAUCAUGAAGGUAUUUUGUGGCAACAAUCCUACAGAGCUGAUGGGGGGUGUCUUCUUACAGCUCAAUCUUAAUCUGACAAGAGCAAAAAAUCACACUGUGGGGAUUCCAUUGCUCUGUUAAUUUCCCUUUACAUGGCCUUUUUGUGCAACAUUCAGAAAAAAAGUAGGUUAAGCAAUUAAAAAAAACGAAACAGCAAACUCAGUGAUUCCACUGAAAACAAAAGCACAAGCUGUGGUCCGGAUCCUUUCUGCAGUAAAAUAACUUAGUAACAUCACUAGAAGACUGAAGGGUUAAAGGUUCCCACUCAAAUCUGGCUCAGAAACUGAAUCAAUGGAACAAUCAGACUGUUGAAAAUGUGUAAUGUGUCCUACGAUGUACAGGGAGGAGCUGUUCUCUCCAUGAUUAUUUAAAAAGGAAGGAUGGUAGCGUAUUGGCUUAUAAUAAUAAAAAAGGUUAAAAAGAAGUAAAAACAUUCAUAAAACAUUUUUGAUAAAAAAAAGUGGCAUCCAAAUCUACAACUUUAUAAAUGUGUGCGACGGGUCGUGUCCACUGAGGUGUUUUUGGUGCUGGGGGCGCCCACGACAUCAAUUUCAGAGCGCCUCUCAGCUGUAACGAAAGUAGACCCGCGGCCUUUCCUUGUCCCUAAAUAGUGAACGAUAAAAUGCUCUGAAUGCUUCAUACUUUCUUUCAUUCAAUGCAUUUCAUCAAUUCAUUGUAAAAACUAUUGAUUGUAAUUGUGUCAUAGCAUUAGCAGCUCUAAACUUGGAAAUUUUACCUCGAAAAACGAGUGUGACAGCUUUUCUCCUCCGCACAGACCUCCAACACUGUUGCUGACAAUGUUGAUAUCAGAAGUCCCACCCCUUCUUGAUUUUGAUUGGUUGGUAAUCAAGAAGUGACAUUGAUGACCGCGGCGGUGUUCCAAAAGUUGAACUGUUUUCAACCAAGCGGCAACCUCCGGCCGCGAGAAUUGAAGCACAGGCGGAAGUGUUAAAAACUGCAGUUCACCGAGUGUCCACUUGAGGCUGGCUCUGGAAGUACCAGAAACCACAUACACACCAAUCCAAAGAAGCCGAUCUUUACAGCAGAAAUAAACAUGUUUACAGUCUGGUACAAAAACGAGUGGAGUCUGGAUAGCUAAUUUCCCAAUCGGCACACACUCUGUGGGGCUGAUUUUUUCAUAUCGCAUCAAUUUCGAAGAUAUUAAGAUUUGAGUUUUUCAUUACGAAGGCACAGCUGAUUUGAUUGACAGGCGGGAACACUGUAGCUGUUGGCGAGGGGGCUCAAAGCCGGCGUCUUUACAUCAAACUUGCUUGACAGGAGUUAGGUUGAGUUCAACAUUUCCAAUAUGGCUGCCCCUGACGAUUGGCCUCAAAACAGCGCUUCAGCAACAGAUGUGAGGUCACAGAUACUACGUCCAUUAUUUAUACAGUCCAUGUUUUCAACUGAGGAUGCUAAGUGCUGGAAACACAAUAUCACGAUUGGUUUGAAUAGAAAGUAGAAGCUACCAGCGCUAAAAACGGCGUCAGUGGACACGGCACCUAACUUCUCUCAUCUCUUGAUCAGUAUAAUAAGUACUUAUUGUGAACUUAAUCACCAUUACAAAACGGUGAAGUGUGUAUCAUUUAGUUAGCUUGAAACUUAGAAAUGACAUUUUUCUUCACUUUGAUAAUUGGAUUAAAAAUACCUCCAAAUCUGAUGUUGAAAAAAAGAGCACAAAUAAUCCAGAGAAGUUCUCGAUCACAGUGAUGUUUCCCAAUUUCACACCAUGUACUCAACUUUGGUUGAAAUGUUUAAAAUUUCAUUAGCUGCUCACUUCGUAUCCUGACAUAUUUUAGGGAGACACAAGAGAGGAGGCAGGAUUGAACACUUGAGGACACGCUGGCUAACUUGUGAACCUUAGUCUGUUAAAGUCAGGAUAUCAAUUAAAGGAUGAAGCUGGGUGGGUCAAGCCUCAGUUAGCACACAUCAUACGAUACAGAGACAGAAGAAAACAGGAUGGAUUUUAAUGUGGGAUUACAAAGAAAUGCAUUAAUGUGUGGUUGUGGCCUCUGGUCUGAACAGGGGUUGUGCUGUGAAAGCGUUAAAAAGGUGUUUCCACGUCAUCUUGACUUUGAUUGUGGUGCUUUUACACAUGGAAAGUGACAACAUGAAGUUUACCCUAUACACUGUAUAUUCAGGAUUAAUACUAAAAUGGGCUUGACUUUUAGAAGUUGCUUUAAAAUGUGCAGCAAUGUUUGCAUUUCAAAAAACUUAAUGUCUGACAGGGUGUGAUUUAAAAUUGUGUUAAAACUGGUAAACAUCAGUUUUGUGCAUGAACAGGCCAUGUGAGUGGGUUUGAGCGCAGUGUGCUGCUGAUAUGAGUGUAGUUUGAUUGACGGUGAAGGAGAGAUUAUUUGAGUGAUGACACUUUUGGAUGAAAAUAACUCACAUCAACCGAUUCUCAGUUAUUUCCUCCCCUUCAUUAGAUACAUGUUUUUUACAUUUCAAGCUCUCACCACAGGUCCAUCAUCUAAGAAUAUACAGCCAUGUGUGAUGAAGUUUUUAUAAAUGUUGACGCUGGUGAUGAGUCAUGAGAUAUUCUAUCAGCUCUGUCAAAUAACUUUCUUAGAAAAAAAAGGUGUUAUAAUGUGUAUUGACAACACUGUGUGUGAUGUUCAGUCCUCUCACCAUCACCAUGGACCUCCUCAGGAGGUUUACCACGUUACAGAAGUCAAGGAAAUUAACUGAGGCAUGAUUGAAAUCUGUAUCUUCAGUGUCUUGUUGAAUCUUUGCACUUUGCUGGGUCUCAUAAAAGUCUGUGAACCUGAAGUCUGAGCAGGUGAAGUUUUACAUUUUAUGUUUGCAAGGCCACACAAAGGGGGGCAAAAGAUGACCAGAGCAUGUAAUAAGCACCCUGUUGUGUCUUUUACAAACAGCCUGGGUUUAUACCAUGUUGUGUGUUUAGGGUCAGUCGGUCUAGGCUCUUAUUGUAAAAAUAUUUAUGCCAGAAUCAAGGACAUACCAUAAAUAUAAGAAUAAUAUAUCUAUGGUUAGUACACAGACUAUGAGUCCGUGUACUCUCUGAUGUCCUGCGACUCACAGAAUGCUGUUUGGUGUUUUGGUUUAAUGGAGUUUUAAGUUUACACCCAAACUGAUGCGCAGUAAUAAGAUAAUAUUACUGCGCACAGUAAAAUGUAAUGUAUGGUGCAAGUAUAAUGUGUUGUUAGGAUUGAAGCACAAUUGCACACAACUCCUACAAGUUUUUUUGUGUACAAUGGGUGGAAAAAUCCGACUUUUCAGUGCCACAGAAAGUAUUACAAGCAAAAAAAAAAAGAAAAAAAAAAAGAGAAAGCACACAUCUGCAACCCCAUGUCUCAAAUAACCUCAACAACACAUGAUGAGUUCUGUAUUUUUAAACUAAGAUUUGUAAUUGAUUAAAUUGAGUUCCAAUACUGAAGAACAGUAGCACACAGUAGCAAGAUUUACAAAUCAACAAAAGUGAUGUGCUUAUGAGAUUUAAUGAGGUCAGCACAGUGUUACAGCAUAUUUUAAAUUGGUGUUAAAUCCCUCGCAAGUGGCAACUUCCUGUGUUUCAUGAGGAACUAAGAAAUGUAUUCUGUGCAACGAGAGGUGCCCGGUGAAAACGCCACCAUUUGGAGUGGCACGUGUUUCAGUAGCACAGCUAUUAUUUUCUACAAGUCAUUUCUACUGGUUCAAUCCACUGCAGAUGUGAUGUGGGGACUAUAAAGACAUGACUGUCUUGCAUGAUCUCAUUACAGUUAGUUUCUUUCAAUAUAUGAAAACUUGUGUCCAUUUUUAAUUAAUUUAUUUUACUGAAAUAAAAACCUGUAAUUAUUAA
This is a messenger RNA of Notolabrus celidotus (New Zealand spotty), 6062 nucleotides long. RefSeq names its product transmembrane protein 178B. The transcript is spliced from 4 exons. The coding region runs from base 417 to 1313 and encodes 298 amino acids. Gene Ontology annotation, cellular component: membrane. The record is from RefSeq and is a predicted model, not a curated record. Lineage: Eukaryota; Metazoa; Chordata; Actinopteri; Labriformes; Labridae.